Symbiodinium necroappetens is the source of this 1242-nucleotide messenger RNA. NCBI's taxonomy places the organism in Eukaryota, Dinophyceae, Suessiales, Symbiodiniaceae. The record is from the annotation of a GenBank genome assembly.
AUGAUUGAACCCAGGGGCGUGCUGCCGGAAGGGGGAGAAGGCGGAGAGAGCAUCGAGCUUGGGCAGCGGCGCAGCGAGGCGCGCAUCGGGUGUGGUUUCCUGCCGUAUUUCCUCCUUUGCCUCCUAGUCGCAGGGCUGCCAUGUGCGGCCUCCGUCGUUCUUUGGUCCGACAUGGGCUUUGGCCAGGAGGUGUACACGUACUUCUUUGGUGGCACAGCGCACGGGGCGAUCUACGCUGGACUAGCAUCUCUGCUGCUGCUGUGCCUGUACCUAUUGGACUUCUUUUGGCCACCCCACCUCGAAGGCCAAUACUUCGUGCUAUGCGACAAGGACAUGUUCGUUGGGAGGGCCAUUUUGGGCGUCGCGGGCAUGCUGUUGUUCGCCGCAGCACUAAAUCUGGCGGAGACGUAUCCAGCAGUACCCAUCCAGUGCACGGUUCUGCUGGGCCCAUUGCUGACCACGGUGGUGCGGGCCUUGACGCGGCCUCUGCCAGAGGAGGCUGAGCCGGUCUUCAACCAAGUAGGGCACGUGCACAGCAUGAGGAUGCUGAAGAUGCAGCGCUACGUUGGCUCGGAGAGGGAUGCUACGGCCUUCUAUGCUGGUAGCAUGACGGCUUUUUUUCUACUUGGGAUUCUGACCUUGGCCGUCUGGCUCGUGUGGGCGCUCAACGAGAACAUCGAUUUUAGCGACGUCACUUUCGGUGAUGCCGAGUCGGAGCUGACGUACAUUCGUUGGGUCUCGCCCGUAGCAGUGGGCUUGGCGUACCUGAUGUUCGGCUUAAUUGUGUCUCUGCGAGUAGGUCUGGCGAAAAGCUACAACCAUGGCGACAUGUUGCUCCAGAUGGUGACUGAAAGUGACCAGGUCACAGCACCGGGCUCGGUACAUGCAUGGGCAGGGGAACCGGGCCUUCGUUCGUUCGUUCUGUUCCCUACUGUUCAGAUGAGCAACGGGCGCAAGCGGGACGCCUGGAAGCUUGCACGGUGCUUGAGCAGCUCUCGGCUGUUGCUGCUUCUGCAGAGGUCAGUGCGGCGCAAGACACUGGUGGGCCUCGUUUCACAGCAGAUCGAGGAUGAGGACUGCAAGUCAUGGAUCUCAGACGCAAUGGUCAUAAUCGUCGCAGCGCAGCGCCGGCCGUGGCGUGGCGGCUUUUGUCGAUUCUCUGAGUGCGGCUUAAGGCUGGCUUUCGACAAGCUGAGUUGGGGGCUUGCUCAGCCUUUGUUGCCGGUGGGUCCCACGUUCUAA